GUAUCGGAGCGAGAUGGGAGCCAGCCUCUGCGCGCGGAGUCGUCUCUAACGACCUGCCCUCCGUGGAUGUAUGGAGAAGAGCAGCCCGAGCAUGACUGGCGGAACCCGGGAGGCUCCGGUUAACAUCUCCCCAGCGGUGGCGGCCAACGCGGAGGGAGAUGAGAUAGAGGUGUUGGAAAGUACCGACGUCCUCGCCGUCGCUCCAGAAGAAGUGAGUUUAGUCAUCCUUCUCCUCUGACUCUCACCUUCACUCGCUCUUCUUUUCUCUUCUUCUCAGCAGUGGAAGUCUCUGUUUGACAAGUUCGACCCGGAGAAUUCCGGUUUCAUCAGCAUGGAGCUGUUCAGGGACUUGCUGGCGACGCACGGAUCUGAGCUCGACCCUCACAAACUAGAAGUCCUGCUGGCUCUCGCUGACGGCAACUCGGACGGGAAAAUCUGCUAUCAGGACUUCGUCAACCUGAUGAGCAACAAGCGCUCCAACAGUUUCAGGAGGGCCAUCCUGCAGGGGAGCAGGCAGCUGAAAGGCUGCAGUCUCAGAGAUGAGGUUGGCUUGGGGCUCUCCCAGCGGCUAGUUCGCCACGUCGCCUAUGAAACGCUGCCUCGCGAGGUCGACCGCAAGUGGUACUUUGACAGCUACACAUACUGCCCCCCUCCCUGGUUCAUCCUGGCUAUCACCAUGGCUGAGGUAGCGGUGUUCAUAUAUUAUGGGAUCCAGCUGGAUCGCUUGGUCCUGCAGGUGUCCAGCCCGUCCUUCCUAAAGAGCCCCCUGCCUUACCACCCCCAGCUACGAGCGCAGGCCUGGAGGUACUUCAGCUACAUAUUCAUGCACACCGGAAUCGAACAUCUGAGCCUGAACAUGGCCAUGCAGCUGCUCGUGGGAGUCCCUCUUGAAAUGGUCCACGGCGCCCUGAGGAUUGGACUGGUCUACGUGUGUGGCGCGCUAGCAGGGUCUUUGGCGGUUUCUGUCACUGAUAUGACCGCUCCAGUGGUCGGGUCAUCCGGAGGAGUCUAUGCCCUUGUGUCGGCGCAUUUGGCUAAUGUAGUAAUGAAUUGGUCGGGGAUGAAAUGCCAGUAUAAGAUGUUCCGCAUGGCCAUGGCUCUAGUUUGCAUGAGCGUGGAGUUUGGUCGAGCUGUGUGGCUGCGGUUCUACCCUCCAGCUUUCCCUCCGUGCCCCAACCCCAGCUUUGUGGCUCACCUGGGAGGCGUGGCGGUCGGCCUGACUCUGGGCGUCGUGGUCCUACAGAACUACGAGCAACGACUCCAGGAGCAGUCCCUGUUUUGGAUAUUUUUCUGCGUCUACACCCUGUUUGUGCUCUGUGCUGUGUUCUGGAACAUUUUUGCUUACAGUCUGCUCGAUGUGCGGAUACCUCCUGCCCCGUAAGCUGCUCCCGAGAGCCAGAUAAAACACUGUAUUCCUUUUGUUGCUUCGCUGAUGGGCUGGAUGUGCCACCUCAAAACUCAUAUUUCUGGACCUCAUCUGAUCCAAGUUGUCCUACAGCCAUUGUUCUCUGGCUUGUUCCCUUGAGCAUUACCAUUCAAGCAAACCUCUGCCUGCUCUUCGGCUUUGUGUCCAUCAUCAGGAAAUAAAUGCCUCGGAUCCCACACGACAGCACAGCUUACCUCUUCUGCCUGUUCCUCCUCAAUCCAACGGUGCCUUCUCACGAAGACGUCGCUAAAACCUGAAGUAUUUCUGCACAUUUGCCUCCUGACUCGGGGGAUGGCCGUAUCGACCACCCUGUUUUACAUUUUUUUGGGAUCAGAACAAGUGUUUCUAACAGCACAAGCAGCUCAGAAGCACGUAGCAGAAUGGCCAACCUUUCUAUGACCACAGAGAUGAGCCAGUCCCCCUAGAGGUGUUAACAGGAAUUUAUAUUUAGCUCAAUGUUGCCUUCAGAAUCAGGAUUAUUGUGUUCAGCACUCUUUGAACCGCAGUCUUUGCCUCUUUCUGUGUGUGUGUGUGUGUGUGUGUGUGUGUGUGUGUGUGUGUGUGUGUGUGUGUGUGUGUGUGUGUGUGUGUGUGUGUGUGUGU
Nothobranchius furzeri (turquoise killifish) is the source of this 2029-nucleotide messenger RNA. The record is from RefSeq and is a predicted model, not a curated record. Lineage: Eukaryota; Metazoa; Chordata; Actinopteri; Cyprinodontiformes; Nothobranchiidae.